This is a messenger RNA of Sphaerodactylus townsendi, 1722 nucleotides long. It is a transcript of the gene IHO1, whose product is annotated as interactor of HORMAD1 1. Gene Ontology annotation, biological process: meiotic DNA double-strand break formation; homologous chromosome pairing at meiosis; DNA recombination. The transcript has 7 exons. Lineage: Eukaryota; Metazoa; Chordata; Lepidosauria; Squamata; Sphaerodactylidae. Bases 1 to 1713 code for a protein of 570 amino acids. The record is from RefSeq and is a predicted model, not a curated record. Gene Ontology annotation, cellular component: condensed nuclear chromosome.
AUGAACGGGAAUGUCUGGAAUAUCAAAGACAUGUUUACUACUUCUGCAGCCAUGGGAUCUCAUAAGCCAUCCGGCUGGGCCAGUGCAACUACCGAUUACAACAGCAUGAGUGAUUCUCAGUUCCUUUUUGGUUCCCAGUUUUGUCCAGAGAACUCGCAGUCAGGAUCCACACCGCUUGAAGUCAGAUCAAGCAAAAGCUCCCAGCAAAAUUCUCAGGAGAAUGAGCCCAGUAUUUUUGCCAAAUACCAGUCUAAGCCACAGCUCUUCAGUGGAGAUGGGAAGGAAAGAGGUUCACUGAAUUUUCCUGCCGGGAGAUUCAGAAGUGCCUUGGAGCAAUUUGAAGAUAAUAAGAAAAAGAUCAAGGAGAAGCAUGAUAGUGAGGUUUUAAACAGCUUAAUUGUGAACACCAAGGAGAAUCUUCAAAAGUUGCAGUCAUUCUUAGAUAAAUCUGAAGAAACUCUGAAAUCCAUGUUGGAUGGUUUCGGCAACCUUGCUAAAACCAUGCAAGAGACAUCUCAAUCCCAUUAUGAAUUGGUUCUGAAUACUCUGAAGGACAAAAGUGGAAUAGAACAGACAUUACUGGGAAUGAAGAAAGCACUAGAAGAUAAAGAUGUGGAAUUCUCAGAUCUGAAAUCCAGCCUACAAUCCCUGAAGGACAGUCUGGAGCAAUUGACAACUCAGCAGAGUGAGCAGCACUUACAGCUCCGUGAACAGCUGGGCAACUUGCAGCUCCCUACCCUUUUGGCAGAAUUGCGGGCAUUCAUUUCUGCACCCAGAACACCCAGUCGCGUAAAGGACGAUGCUUCUCAGACCUCGCCAGAUAGGCUAUCAACCAAUCGCUCUCCCGCUUUGCAAUUAAACGCUCCUCCUGGAAGCAAGUUCGUUCCUAUUGUUAGCGCCUUCCGAGGAAAAGAAAAUGCGAACAAACAGCAGAAGAGCCAUAUUCCAACCCCAGGCCAGGAUGGUGACAACAAUGCCCUUUGUACUUGCCGCUCAGGUGCAGCUGCCCCUGAAGAUGGCAGUGGGCAAGGCUGGCUGCUUACUCAAGAGCUGUGUCAAGCUACGCCAGUGAGGAAAGUGAUCAAGAGAAACGAUCAAGCAAAGAGACUCGGUGCUGUGAGGCAUGCAGCGUUGAACAAUGUGGGCAUGCAAACCCAUGCACAGAAUCACGAGAAGCCAGCUACAGCCAACCAGGUGCAAGGCAAAAGUAUUGGCAGCCGGGCAAAAAAGGGAAGAUCCCAAAAAUGCAACCAGAGGAAAAGGCAGCAUUCUUCCCGGAAAGGAGGUUCCAAGUGCACCGAUACCGACCCGAAACAAAAAGAAACCAGAAAAGAGUGUGCUGAGUUAGAGAGGCUGCCUCAUUCUUACCGGAAUUUAGUAAAUCCAGCAAACCUUUCACUUGUCAGUCAGCAAAAGCAGCGCCAGACCCAGAAAAGAAAGGCAGAGAAAUCCAAGCUUUUGCUCUCGUCUCGUGAAGAUAUGCAGCAUGUGCCCAAUCAGCGGGAGAUGUCUGGAGUUAAAAAGGGCAUGGAUAUUUCCAGCACAAAAAAUAACGCUUUCUGGGCAUGUUCCUCCCCAGAAAGUUAUUUAUUCCAAAACCAGCUGAGAUGGUUCAAUCUCUCUGAGAAUCUCCCACCCGCCUGUACUGCGCUAGCCCAGGAGAAGACAACAACACACUGCCCAUUAUUUUUUGACAGUGAUUUUUCUGAUUAAGGUUUUGUU